Messenger RNA from Coffea eugenioides, 3144 nucleotides. Its product is annotated as DNA mismatch repair protein PMS1. Lineage: Eukaryota; Viridiplantae; Streptophyta; Magnoliopsida; Gentianales; Rubiaceae. Gene Ontology annotation, molecular function: mismatched DNA binding; ATP binding; ATP-dependent DNA damage sensor activity. Gene Ontology annotation, cellular component: MutLalpha complex. The coding region runs from base 114 to 2897 and encodes 927 amino acids. The record is from RefSeq and is a predicted model, not a curated record. The transcript is spliced from 11 exons. Gene Ontology annotation, biological process: mismatch repair.
GGAUUUUCACCGUAAUCUUUUUCCUGUUUAUCAUCACCAGUGGGUCUCUGCUUUCCACUUUCUAGAUUAAGCUUUUAUUGCGAGUAUCCCAUGGAACCGGAGGAUUAAAUUCAAUGGCAACAAAAGGUGGGCCUUCGAUGAUGUUGGACAAGGAUUCUGCUACCAUCCGCCCUAUAAAUAAGGGCGUUGUUCACCGAAUCUGCGCUGGACAAGUGAUUUUAGACCUUUCCUCCGCCGUCAAGGAGCUCGUUGAGAACAGCUUGGAUGCCGGCGCCACCAGCAUCGAGAUCGCUCUUAAAGAUUACGGAGAAGAAUCCUUCCAGGUUAUCGACAACGGUUGCGGCAUUUCUUCUCACAACUUUAAGGUUCUUGCACUGAAGCAUCAUACGUCAAAGAUAUCAGAUUUUCCGGAUCUUCAGUCAUUAGCAACAUUUGGAUUCAGAGGCGAGGCGUUGAGCUCCCUGUGUGCUCUGGGGGAGUUAACUGUUGAGACAAGGACCCAGAACGAAGCAGUUGCGACACACUUGACUUUCAACCACUCCGGGCUUCUUGUCACUGAAAGGAAAACAGCACGACAGAUUGGCACCACUGUCACCGUGAAGAAGUUGUUUUCUAGUUUGCCAGUGAGGAGCAAAGAGUUUCACCGCAAUAUACGCAAGGAAUAUGGGAAGCUUAUCACUUUGUUGAAUGCCUAUGCUCUUAUUGCUAAGGGAGUUAGACUAGUAUGCACAAAUACAGCUGGAAAAAAUGCAAAGUCUGUGGUACUUAGAACACAAGGAAGUGGAUCCCUUAGAGAUAACAUCAUAACAGUACUUGGUAUGAACACCUUUACCUGCUUGGAGCCUGUGGAAGUGAGUAUAUCAGAUGGUUGCACAGUUGAUGGUUUUCUUUCAAAGCCUGGAUAUGGAAGCGGACGCAAUUUAGGAGAUCGACAGUUCUUCUUUGUAAAUGGCCGACCUGUUGAUAUGCCGAAAGUAAGUAAACUUGUGAAUGAAUUGUAUAGAGGUGCAAACUCCCGACAGUUUCCAAUUGCAAUAAUGAAUUUCACAGUUCCCGCUAGAUCGUAUGAUGUAAAUGUUACGCCUGACAAAAGAAAAAUAUUUUUUUCUGAUGAAGUAUCCAUUUUGCGUACCUUAAGAGAAGCGCUGGAAAAUAUUUACUCACCAGAUUCUGCAAGUUAUUUAGUGCAUGAACUUGAUGAGCAGAGCAAGAAGAAAUCUACUUCCAAGUUUCAUUUUAAACAAGAGAACUCACAGCUGCAGAGAAGGCAAUCAUCUCAUUAUGACUGUGAUAAAGCUGAAGCAUGUGACAAAAAGCAACUUCUGGAUGGUGAUACUCUAUGUAUAGCAGAUAAAAAGGACAUGAAUGAUAUUUCUAUUGUGGAGGUGAAGGAUGGCAAUCUCAACCAUUCAGCAGGACGAGACUUUCUUCUGAGAGUCCAUAGCACUAAGAAGGAAGAUACCUUGUCUAGAUGUUCCUACAACAAAUGUAAGGAUCCUAGUAGUACUACAGAAAAGAAACCUUUGCCUCUUAGUUCAAGCCCACCAGAGGAAUCAUGUGAUGAUAAUUCACGUUUGCAGUGCCGUUCAACUAUUUUUCAGUCAUCGCUGAAGAAGUUUGUAAAUGUAACUAAAAGAAAGCAUGACAGUAUCAGCAAUGCACUCUCAGAAGUCCCUCUCCUUAGAAGCAGCCUAACUUCCUGUCAAUCAAAGGAACUCAGAUUUGGUAAGCACAAUACACACCCUAAUUUGCCGGUGAACAGCAUGAUAAUUGAUGAUUCAGAUGAAGUUAGUAAUAAUGGGCCUGAACCAUCUGAAUGUGUAAGAGUUAACCAAGUUUGCCAUGAGAGAGGCACAGCAUUUCCUGAUGAUAAAGAUAUGGAAAAUCGAGAAUCAACGCAGCAACUUAAAUUGGAAGAGACAGUGUUGCCUAUUCCUACAAGCAACAAUUUAGAAAAUAUGUCUGAGGACCUACUGGAUGAGACCAUAAGAUUGGAGUCUUCUGAUCCAUCUUCAGAUUCUCCAAUUUCUAGUCUGAACGUUGGAUGUACAUUGCAAUUUAGUUUUAAAGAACUGACAACGAGGAGGCAGAAGAGGCUUGCAAGAUUGCAUAUCCUGAAUCAUACCUCUCGAAAGAUGAAGAUUAAAGGGUCCUACACUGCAGCAACUUUAGAGCUCUCCCAGAUGACAAAUGAUGAAGGUAAAUCAAGAGCCUUAGCUGCUGCUACAAGUGAGUUGGAAAGGCUAUUCAAGAAGGAAGACUUUGAACGGAUGAAGGUUAUUGGGCAAUUUAAUCUUGGAUUUAUCAUUGCAAAGUUAGAUCAUGAUCUUUUCAUAGUGGAUCAGCAUGCUGCAGAUGAGAAAUACAAUUAUGAGCGGCUGUCACAGUCAACAGUCCUAAACCAGCAACCUUUACUCCAGCCAUUGAGAUUGGAGUUAUCCCCUGAAGAAGAAAUAGUCACUUCAAUGCAUAUGGAUAUAAUCAGGAGAAAUGGUUUCUCAUUGGAAGAGGAUGUGCAUGCUCCUCCUGGGCAGCGCUUUAAAAUCAAAGCAGUUCCAUUCAGUAAAAACAUUAUUUUUGGCGUUGCAGAUGUCAAGGAUCUGCUGUCAAUUCUUGCUGAUAGCCACGGGGAAUGCUCUAUCAUUGGCAGUUAUAGAUCAGAUACUGCUGAUUCAGUUUGCCCUCCUAGAGUUCGUGCGAUGCUUGCAUCACGUGCUUGUAGGUCAUCUGUUAUGGUUGGAGAUCCCCUUGGGAGAAAUGAAAUGCAGAAGAUACUUGAACAUUUGGCGGGCUUGAAGUCUCCUUGGAAUUGCCCUCAUGGCCGACCUACAAUGCGUCAUUUGGUUGAUUUAACAACCGUCCGUGGAAGAAUAAAUGUGGAGGAAGAAGCCAUGUAAGAGGUCGCGUUCUGAUUUGAUUCGUGUCAGAUUUUGUUCGCAUGCAUUAAUUGGUUUUUUUUUAUGAGAUGUGCUUGUAAGCUGUAACUCUCUAGUUCACGGAGCAGAAAAAUUAAAAAUGUAAAGAGAGCUCCUCGGAGAACAUUGAUAAAAGAUUGUGGCGGUGGCUGGAUUUUAUAUUUUGUUCUAAUUAUUGAGUUCGUUCUCAGCCCAUUUAUUUUAUGGGCCACGGGCCAGCCCAAGUUUU